This is a messenger RNA of Closterium sp. NIES-65, 881 nucleotides long. NCBI's taxonomy places the organism in Eukaryota, Viridiplantae, Streptophyta, Zygnematophyceae, Desmidiales, Closteriaceae. The record is from the annotation of a GenBank genome assembly.
AUGACGACGCCUAACGUUCUCGCGUUCGAGCCUAACGGUCGCCCCAUAGAGUUCGCUGUGUGGUUAGAUGAUCUCCAACUGUUCCUCCUGGCCGAGGCCAAAGAGGGCGUUUCACUGUUCGAUUACGUGUCUGGCACUGCCGUUGCUCCUACUGCCGAUGCUCCUGCUCUCGAACGCUCGCAGUGGCAGACUCGUGAUGCUGCCGUACGCCUAGCUAUUAGGAAACAUCUGCCGAUUGCUGAGCGCACGCAUUUCAGACAGCACAAAACUGCUAAGACUCUGUACGACGCUGUAGUUGCGCGCUACUCCUCCCCGGCCACUGCAGCCAUAGUCAGGGACCACUACCUCGCGCUAGACCCCCCCACUCUCACUGUCGACGACUUCGAGAAGCAUCUCCUCGCAGCAGAGAAGAACAUCCUCGCUGUAGGUGCUGCUCGUGGCACUCCUCGCUCUCCCCUCUUUGAGGGGUGCUCCCCCUCCCCUCUCACCCCCUCCUAUGCCUCCGCAGCUGCUGCUUACGACUACCUUGGUGCUGAGGAGGUCGGGGCUGCUUCUGCUCCUAGUGGGAAGCGUCGCAGCGGCAGGGGAGGCAAGGGUGGCAGGGGAGGUGGGGGUGGCAGUGGAGGUGGCGGUGGUGCAGGCGGCGGGGGAGGUAGAGGUGGUGGAGGUGGUCGUGGGGGUGGAGGUGGUGGAGGUGGUGGUGGGGGCGGCGGAGGCACUGGGAGUGGUGGAGGUGGUAGCAGCGGCGGUGGGGGAGGAGGGAGCGGCGGUGGGGGAGGAGGGAGCGGUGGUGGCAGUGGUGGUCAGGGCCAGCAGCAGUCGCAGCCGCUGCAGCAGCAGCGUCAGCGCCAGACCCCCACUUCCCAGCAGCUUCUUGACUG